Hymenoscyphus albidus is the source of this 3202-nucleotide messenger RNA. NCBI's taxonomy places the organism in Eukaryota, Fungi, Ascomycota, Leotiomycetes, Helotiales, Helotiaceae. The record is from the annotation of a GenBank genome assembly.
GUACGAUCACUUCCUUUCGGGCUUCAGCCACAAAUAAAUACAUUCUCGUCGCUGACCGAGGGUUAUGCUGACUGCCGGACAGCUCAAGGCUUUCAGAAAUCAUCCCCAACGACGAAUAAUAGAGAGAGCCCUAAGCCGCCGUGUGUCGCAAAAAUUCCCAUUCCAUUUGACUUCCGGGAUUACCUCCGUUAGGUCCGAAGCGCUCGCAAAAGGUUGGGUUGGACAACGUAGACGAAGACAAAGACUCAGACUCAUCGUAACGUGAUACCAUCAUCUAAAGGGUUUCCUACCCCGCAAUCCUUUCUUACUUGCAAAUCAUUAUACCUCAGUGAUUCCACGAGCGAACAGGCCCCCGUACCUACGUAUGAAACGAGCACCAUGGAGACGGCAACGCCUGUAUCAGUGGCUCCGGACGGCCUACCCCACGAUAAUAGCCCAUCCACAUCGGAAAAGAGAGCACGACUAUCUUGUGUGAAUUGCCGCAAGCGAAAGGUGGCUCUCAUCCAGCUCCCAAUACCCAUUCAGGCUUCUAUCUGUUUUAUGGCUGACGGACUUUCAUAGGUGAAAUGCGAUCGAAGAGAGCCCUUCUGUACAGCCUGUGAGAAACAUCAGGAGCAAUGUGUCUACCCUUUGGAAAGAAAGAGGGUGGUCCGUCGUUCGUAAGUUCCCCGUGAUUCGAUUUAUUUGACAAACAUCUAAUUUCGUAAUCAUAGCGCAUACAAAGACAUGGCUCAGAUAGGUGCCCUUGGAGAAACUGACCCCGUACAUACUAACAUCACACACAGGUUGGCAAAAAUGGAACGCCUCAUUUCGGAUUUUGGUGUAACCACAGGAAGCGAGGACGGUGCUUCUCCGGCUAUUUCGGAUGCCAGUCUACCUGAUACUAUCAAGAGAGAGAAAUCAUUCAAAAGAAAUCACAGAUUGAUGCUACCUUCCCCAGUAGAGGAGACCGAUUUCGCUUGGGAAAUUCCCGAAACAGAUCCCUCAACGUCAAGAGAUGAUCUUACGAAGAAGAUAGCUGCUGGCCACGAAGAGGGGUUUAAAGGUAUGCAAGAUGACUGGCCAUUAUUUCCUAUCACCCUUCUCCUACCAUGCGAAAUAUUUCUAUAUGGGCAUGGUUAUUGUUUCAGAAGGUCUUAAGAAUGAAGUCAUCGAUGUUUCUGGUUGUCCCAAACCCCAUUGAAUAAUACCCCGAGAACACCCUCGAAAACUUUUAUUACAAUGCAGUUCAACAAUCGAUUUCUUCGACCAGCCAUUCAAUCCUAGUCACGGUUUACUGAUUCGCAGUUGUAGGACCAUGCUCGCUAUUCUCACCCAAAGGAAUGGAAUGGGUCAACGCCAUGGUUGGGGAUGGAAGCUUUAGCCAGAUGUUGUGUAACUUCAAGUCAACUCGAAGACCCAGAGAACUCGAAUUUGAUCUGGCAAACCGACAUCCUCUACCGCCCCCGGAAAUUUUGUUUGCUUGUGUCACUUGUGUGUAAAGACAAUAUUUCGCAAAGAUGGCCUCAGCUAAUUAUGAGAUGUAAGCUUACCUUUCAACACUCAACCGAGACAUGAUACUUUUUCAAGACUAUGUCAUCAUGGACGGACUGCGGGAGUACUUGGCAGGCAAAGCUCCCCAUGGAAACGGCGUAAGUUAUUUUCAUCCGAGCUCUUGAUCGAAGCGGUACCCUCUUCACAUCCGCUUGUUUCUCGGGGUUUAAGCUGAUCACGUUCGCAUUUAGUGGUAUGUUGCUAUAAAUAUUAUAGUGGCACAUGCGCAUCGCAAUGAACCUACCUUGAUAGGACGACAGCCUGUAGAAGAUUCCGAUAAAUUCUUGUACAAUGUGCUUGCUAUGCUUCCCUCGAUUAUUUUGACGCCGGUCAAUGAGCUAACUGUGGGGGCUUUACUGUCCACGGUAAGUAACUGCUGCUGAUGUUUGCAUGCUUGCUAAUUCUCAAGGUGCUUUACUUCAUGUUCAAUUUUGAAAACCAACCUUCAACAUCCAUUCUCAGUAUCGCAUUGCAACAUAUGACGAUGGCUCGUUAUAACUCCAACGUCAGGCUCCACGGUUGUUCUGAGGCCGAUUUUCAGUUAAGACGAAGACUUUUCUGGAACGGCUAUGUUCUUGAUAUGGACCACUCACUGAGACUCGGAAAACCGACAAGUAUCAGCCCAAGUAUAAACAUGAAUUUACCUGAAGCAGUGCCCGCCGACGGAAUUGGAGUACACAUGAUAGGUGGCGUUCAAAUCAACUUCCUCAGGGAGCACGUCUUGUUGGCAAAGAUUCAAGGCAAGUUGCACGAGAGGCUUUAUUCCGAAAAGUCUUUAAGCCAGUCUCCAGAGCAACUAUACGCCAAUAUUGACGAGCUAGAUGACGACCUCCAGGCCUGGAAGGAGAAUUCGCCGGACGUUUUGCGACCCAUGAUCACAUUAGAUCGUUCCAACUACGAAAAUUUGAUAUUCCUGACUGUCCUUCACUAUACCUACUUUCAGUUGAUCAUCGCCGUUCACUCCGUUGUAUUUCAUGGGUUUGCCGCGCAUAAUGCUGAUGACCGAGACGAGAGGAUCAUUGGGAGUGUGGCGUUGUGUGUUGGUGCUGCAAGGGCGUCAAUAGCUCUCCUAAAUCAUCACGAUAACACACAUCCAUUUACUCGGUAUUUACUCUUUCCAUGUAGUAUGAUAUCUCAGCUAAAGAUGGAAUUUAGGUACUUGGUCAACCAUGUCGCAUGGAGCGUUGAUAUUCUAUUCAUGAAUAUUCUCCAGAACAAGUCCAGUCCCAAGGUUUUCGAAGAUCUCAAGCUGUUGCAAAGACUCGUUGAAUACUACGAGAAUUAUGAUGCAGAGCGCGAUUCAUCGGUGGCUUAUAAAAUGACGAAAGCUAUGUACACGGUCGCUUCGAGGGCCAUCGUAAUGACUCAGAAUGCGGCGCCUUCGAUUGAUGAACAGCUGUCUGGGCUUGGACUUCACAACUCUCCUCCAUGCAACCCACUACCCGAACUUUCUCUUGAUGCGCUAGUAGAGCCGGCGACAGCAUCUAACGGGUUCCCUGCCAACAAUAUCAACUACCCCAAUGGUGGUGCGGGAGUUACUGGGAAUGGAUUCAGUUCGAUGCCGUUUUUGGAGUCGGAAUGGAUGAUGCCUCUUGGUUUUCAACCUGAAUAUUGGCAGGAUCCUUGGGCCAACGUUUUCCAGGACCCGGACUUGUCUGAUUUGGCAUAA